Messenger RNA from Striga asiatica, 1499 nucleotides. NCBI's taxonomy places the organism in Eukaryota, Viridiplantae, Streptophyta, Magnoliopsida, Lamiales, Orobanchaceae. The record is from the annotation of a GenBank genome assembly.
AUGACACCGAUAGCUGCAUGCCUCUGCACAUGGAGACUGACAGGCUUACGUCGGCGACAUCGUGGAUCUGCUCUUGUCCACUGUGGGGCUGCUGGCGGUGGUCAACGUGAACGGCAGGGCUACGACGGGGAUGGCAUUGGCUUCAUCUGGAUUGGCAAGGCUCGCGUCGCCGACAGAGAUGGUGGCCGAUUGGCGGUGAUGGCGAUACUUGUGCCGGCUGUCGCGGGACGGUUCGGUUCGGUUCUCGGUACGGAUAUUUAUGAAAUCUCCAGAACCGUACCAAUUAUUUUUUCGGUUCAGUUCGGUUCGGAGAAAGUCAAACGGUCCACGGAUAUUUUUUGGUUCGGAGUGAUUUCGGUUCGGUUUUCGGUAAUAGGAACUUCAAUUUUGAUUCUGAAAGUAGAUGUUGAUUUGGAGAGGUUGAGGCUAAGUUUAGUGAAGGGAAAAGCAAAUCAUCCAAUGGAGGAUUACCAUGUUGCUAAAUUUGUCCAAUUCCAAGGUCGUGAGUUGGGGCUUUUCGCCAUAUACGAUGGCCAUCUUGGAGAUAGUGUGCCAGCUUACUUGCAAAAGCAUUUAUUUUCAAAUAUACUAGAGGAGGAGGACUUUCUGAGAGACCCUAGCCGUGCUAUUGCGAAAGCAUACGAGACGACUGACCAAGCAAUUCUCUCCCAGAGCCGUGACUUGGGCCGAGGUGGGUCCACAGCUGUGACCGCCAUUCUCAUAAACGCCCGCCAUUUGUGGGUGGCCAACGUUGGGGACUCGCGGGCCGUGCUUUCCAAAAGGGGCCACGCUAUAGAAAUGACGGUUGAUCACGAGCCCAAUACCGAGAGAGGUAGCAUUGAAGAUAGAGGUGGAUUUGUCUCAAAUUUGCCAGGGGACGUUGCAAGAGUGAACGGGCAAUUGGCAGUCUCGCGUGCCUUUGGUGAUAAGAACUUGAAGACACACUUGUCCUCCGAGCCAGACAUGACCAAUGCCGAGAUAGAUGCCGACACUGAUCUUCUUAUUCUAGCUAGUGAUGGUUUAUGGAAGGUGAUGUCUAGUCAGGAGGCUGUGGAUUUUGUGAAGAAGAUGAAGGAUCCACACAAGGCAGCCAACCAACUGGUGAUCGAGGCAUUGAACAGAGACAGCAAGGAUGAUAUCUCUUGCAUAGUCGUACGUUUCUGAUUAUAAAAUUACGGUUUUACCCCCGCCCGCAACUAUUCGAGCUGUUGUUAUUUUCUUUUUUAUUUUAUGGAUGUUUUACUAUUAUUUUGAUUCUUGUGCAGAUUUUUCUCUCUUUUCUUCUUUCUUUUGUAAUUUUCUAAGUUGGGAUUGGCUUGGUUUGAGCAGUAUUUUCUGUUUAUGUAAUGAUCAACAUAGGUUGAAGAUAUCUGUGGUAUAUAUAUAUAAGAUGCAUGGAAGAUUUUUGGGUGCUUUAAUGAUUAAUCAGACAAUGCUUUUGUUGGUGUGGAAUUAAGUGUGAUAUAUGUAAUAAAUAAUUUUACAUUGGUAUAAUUUUG